This is a messenger RNA of Sipha flava (yellow sugarcane aphid), 3155 nucleotides long. It is a transcript of the gene AlaRS-m, whose product is annotated as alanine--tRNA ligase, mitochondrial. Bases 185 to 3121 code for a protein of 978 amino acids. The transcript has 15 exons. Lineage: Eukaryota; Metazoa; Arthropoda; Insecta; Hemiptera; Aphididae. Gene Ontology annotation, molecular function: aminoacyl-tRNA deacylase activity; nucleic acid binding; alanine-tRNA ligase activity. The record is from RefSeq and is a predicted model, not a curated record. Gene Ontology annotation, biological process: alanyl-tRNA aminoacylation; tRNA modification. Gene Ontology annotation, cellular component: mitochondrion; cytoplasm.
CUUGUGCCCAGUUUAAAUUUCAUGCUUUGGACGUUUAUUUUUGAUUUUAAUUUGAACCUUUGUAAACUUUGUUUCAGGAUAUCACCAAGAUUUACACAUAUUAUAUGUAUCAUAUAACUUGUGGUACCUAUAUAGUUCUUAAUGCACCAUAGUAUUUUUGAAAAAGUCAACUAAAAGAAAUGAAAUGAUCAAAUUCAAUAUUAAACCAUUAAAAUAUAUUGAUAAUAGUAAACGAUACAAGUCAUUUUUGUCUUCACACGAAAUACGUAAACGUUUCAUUGAUUAUUUUGUUAAGGAAAAUAAUCAUAAAUAUAUAAAAUCAAGUCCAGUAGUGCCGUAUAAUGAUCCAACUAUAGCCUUUGUAAAUUCUGGCAUGUGCCAGUUCAAGAAUGUAUUACUUGGACAAAGAACUUUAGAGGCUAACUGUAUUGCAAAUAGUCAAAAGUGUAUAAGAGUUGGUGGUAAACACAAUGAUUUGAAUAUUGUUGGCUCCGAUGGAUAUCACCAUACAUUUUUUGAAAUGCUAGGAAAUUGGUCAUUCGGACAUUAUGGCAAGGCUGAAGCUUGUGGUUUAGCUUGGAAUUUAUUGACUUUACCACCGUUUAAUUUACCCAAAAAGCAUCUAUAUUGCACUGUGUUUAAAGGUGAUAAAUCUCUAGGUAUAGAGUCUGAUGAUGAAACUCGUCAUAUAUGGAAACAGAUUGGAGUGAGUGACAAUAAUAUUAUUAUGUGUGGAGCAAGUGACAACUUUUGGGAAAUGGGAGAAAUUGGACCAUGUGGUCCUUGUACAGAAAUUCACAUAGAUUAUCCUCCUUCAGACGGAAAAAAUCUUAUUGAACUUUGGAACAUUGUCUUUAUACAAUAUUCUCGAGAGAAUAAAACUUCUAUACACAAGUUACCAAAUUAUUUCAUAGAUACUGGUAUGGGUUUGGAACGAUUGACAAUGGUUCUGCAAAAUAAGACAUCUACUUAUGAUACAGAUUUAUUUUCUCCUAUAUUCAACAGAAUAUUUAAUGUUUAUGGAAAAUCAAAAUACACAGGACUAUUUGAUGAAUCCAGUUUAGACACUUAUUACCGGAUCAUGGCAGAUCAUGGGAGAAUGAUUACUGUUGCUCUCUCAGAUAAUAUGCUUCCUAGUCAUAACCAUAAAUUAAGAAGAAUCAUGCGGAAAUCAUUUUUAUUGACAGAAACCCAUUUUAAAAUUCAACCAGGAUAUACUUUAUUGUAUGAUAUUGCUGACGAAAUAGUAAAUAGUCUUGGUGAUACAUAUCCUGAAUUGGUUGAAAAUAAUAAAAAAGUGAAAUACUUAAUAAAACAUGAAUAUACUAUAUUUAAUAAAUUAAGAAUGUCAGUUUCAAAAGAUUGGAAAAUUAUUAUUGAAAAAUAUCCAGUCUUAAGGAAGUUUAAUCCAUAUGAAGAAUGUACAGGAUUUGUUCCAGCUUGUAGUUACUUAAUUAAACACAAAUAUUUGAAUCAUAUACCAGCAUUUACUAUGUAUGAUGCUUUUGGUCUUGAUAAAAAAACAAUUGGGAAACUAGCUGAAACUAUUGGCCUAUCAGUGAAUUGGAAUGAAUUUGAAAUGCAAUUAAGAAAUUUGCAAACCAAAAGCAUAAAAUGCAUACAAAAAGUAUCCAAUAAUUAUUCAAUGCAAAAUAUUCCUAAAACUGAUGAUAGUUACAAGUAUAAAAUUACUCGUCAUAGCAAUCAAACAUAUGUAUCACCUGUAGUUACUGCUAAACUUCUAGCUAUUAUAGAUAUGAAUGGUAACAUUGUGACAGAGCCAGAUAUAACAAAACAUGGAGUUAUAGUUUCAUUAGUAUUGGAUAAGACUUGUUUUUAUAGUAAAGCUGGUGGACAACAGCAUGAUAUUGGUACUGUAAAAACUAAUAAUGGGAAAAUAUUUAAUGUUAAUGAUGUGGAAAAAAUACAAGAAAAUGGUAUUGUAUUGCAUUUUAUCAAUUCAAUUGAUUGGCCGAUAUUAUUAAAUGAAAAAGAAUUGACAAUUGAAAUAAAUUCAAACCAUAGACUUGGUUUAAUGCGUGCUCAUUCAUCAGUUCACAUAUUACAUGCAGUUAUUAAUUCGCACUUGGUUGUAACUACUCAAUUAUCAAGUUGUGUGAAAAAUAACUUCUUGUCUUUUUCAUUUGCACUAUUUGGUCAAACAUUUUCUCCUGAAGAUGCUUUAUUAGUAGAAGAAAAAGUUAAUAAUCUCAUACAAUCUGGAGCAUCAGUUAAAAGAACUACAAUGACAUCUAAUGAUUUAAAUCAAAUAAAAGUUACAUUACUUCCCGGAGAAGUUUAUCCAGAUGAUCAAGUACAUGUUAUAGAUAUAUAUAAUGAUAUUGAUGAUUUGUACAUAUCAAGAGAAGCGUGUUGUGGUACACACAUUCAAAAUACUUUGGAUGUAAUAGAUUUUUGCAUAGUUCAAUACAAAUGUCUUGCUCAUGAAUGUACCUUAAUUGCAUUAACUGGACCUUUAUGCAAGGAUGCAAGAAUUAAUGGUGAAAAAGUGUUAAAUAAAUCUAAUAAUCUUGAAGGUAUAUUAAAUUCAAUAACCUUAAAUAACAUAACUCCAACCAAGGUCAAUAUUUUACUAGAUCAUAUGAAUCAAUUAAAAUUAGAACUGAAAAAUAUUUCUAAAAAUUAUAUACCACUUAACAUUCAAAUUCAAAUAAAAAAGAAGAUUUUGGCUACAGAGAGAAAUAUUCAGAGACUUGUUAAAGAAAAGAAAAAAAAAAUAUUAGAAGAUGCAGUUAAAAAAUUAUGUGAAGAUUCCUAUGCUAUAGGUUAUGUGGAUUGUGAUAUGGCUUACUUCUUAGAUGAUGAUUAUUUUGAUUUUGAACAUGUCAAAAAUAUUUGUGGUGAAGUACCUUGUUUAUUUUUAACAUAUAACAAUAAGAAAAUUCAUGUUUACUUUCACAUUCCAAAGGAAGCCCCAGUGGAUGAGAAAUGGUUAGAUGACUUCUGGUACAAAUUUAAUAUUAAAUCAAUUAAAUUUAAAAAUAAAUCUGCCUAUAAAUUCAUUGAGUUUAAAGUAAAACAAGAAAAUAAAUAUAAGGCACGAGAGAUAAUUAAUGAUGUGAUUCAAUAUGCUAAAAACUAUUUUAAUAUUAUGAAAUAAGGUCAAUAUUAUUAAAAUGUAUUAAUAAAAAAAU